This is a messenger RNA of Cajanus cajan (pigeon pea), 1088 nucleotides long. Its product is annotated as SGNH hydrolase-type esterase superfamily protein. The record is from RefSeq and is a predicted model, not a curated record. Lineage: Eukaryota; Viridiplantae; Streptophyta; Magnoliopsida; Fabales; Fabaceae. Gene Ontology annotation, molecular function: hydrolase activity, acting on ester bonds.
UUUGGAGUUUGAGGCAGCGACAUGAUUUAAACGGUGAAUGGUGUAGAACAAACAUAACAUAAAACCGCGUUGGCGCGAAGAGAUGAUGAGGCCAAAGAUAGUGCUGUUUGGAGAUUCCAUAACGGAGCAAUCGAUCCAUGAGAAUGGAUGGGGUGUUUCGCUUGCCAAGGCCUAUUCUCGCAAGGCUGAUGUUCUUGUUCGUGGUUAUGGCGGAUACAACACUAGGUGGGCUAUGUUCUUACUGCAUCACCUCUUCCCUAUGGACUCUACUUCAGCACCUAUUGCUACCACGAUUUUCUUCGGUGCUAAUGAUGCAGCUUUGUUGGAAAGAACCAGUGAAAGACAACAUGUACCUAUUGAAGAAUUCAAAGAGAACCUCAGAAAAUUUGUUCGACAUUUAAAGGAAUGCUCACCAACUAUGCAAAUUGUGAUUAUUACUCCACCUCCAAUUAGUGAGGAAGGACGCCUAGCAUAUGCAAUAUCCGUAUAUGGCACGAAUGCUAGCAAAUUGCCUGAAAGAACAAAUGAAGUAACUGGUCAAUAUGCAAACGCAUGUGUUGAGAUAGCAAAGGAAAUGGGCGUGUGGCAUAUCAAUCUAUGGUCGAAAAUGCAAGAAACAGAUGGCUGGCAAACGAAAUUUUUGCGUGAUGGGUUGCACCUGACAACAGAAGGAAAUGCAGUAGCCUAUGGAGAAGUGAUAAAGGUGUUCAAGGAAGCAGGGCUUUCUGCUGAUGAAAUGCCACUUGAUUUCCCACACCACUCAAAAAUUGAUUACAAACAUCCUGAGAGAGCUUUCCAGCAGAAUGUUUGUGAUAUCGCGUUGUGAUGUGGCUCUGGUCUAGUCUUUCAAUUUUAUGCCCUGUUCUAUUCUUCCAGCACUACAUUUGAGUUUAGUGCUUCAAUGAUUCCAUGGUGAACAAUAUUUUUCCUGACUUUUUGUGAUUCAUGUAGUUGAUGUCAUAUAAUGAGAAAACUAUUGUUGUGGUGCUUUAAUGAAACUAUUGCUGUUGUGACAAACUCACCUUGUGUGAUGUUUAUUUACACCAUCAAGAAGCACGCAAACAUUUAUCUUUUGAUUUGGUAUUUCA